AUGGAUGGCGAAGAGAAUAGUUUUAACUUAUUCAUCCAGUGUUCUAAAAGUAUAGAGUGUUGGAUAAGAGUGGGUUUGUGGCCUUUGUUGCAGCGGAUUAGUAGUAAUGAAGAAUUAUUUGCGUCUGUGAUUUUCUCCUUUUUGCAGGUUUCCAACCAUGACCAAAAAGCGAUUUUCUCAGUUACCUUAUGGAGUAUCUGGAAAGGGAGAAAUAAUCAGGUUUGGAAUCAGGUGGAAGACUCUCCGACGCUCAUCUGUCAGCGGGCAAGUCAGUUGUUGACAGAUUGGAAAGAAGCUCAGAAAUAUCGCCUCAACAAUGAGAUUAUUACUUCACCGCCAGCUAUUAUCAGAUGGGAAAAACCGCAGAGGGGCAGAUUUAAGUGCAAUAUUGACGCCGCUUUUUCUCAUAAUAAGGUUGGUUUUGGUGCCUGUAUUAGAGAUGAAUUGGGUAAUUUCAUUGUAGCUCGGACUGAAUGGUUCUCUCCUUGCACCGAUGUUGUUAUUGGCGAGGCUCUAGGCCUUCUGAAAGCUGUUAACUGGGUCCAUGAUAUGGGGUACGACAAUAUGGAUUUUGAAUUAGAUGCUAAGCGGGUUAUGGAUAGUGUAACCUCUCCGAGACCUAAUGACUCGGAUCUAGGCGCUAUUACGGAAGAAUGUAACCGGUUGAUGGCCCUCUUCUUUAGGAACUCUCAUGUUAAGUUCGUUAGAAGACAAGCUAAUGAGGUUGCUCACGCUCUUGCACGGGUGGCUCCAUUUAUGGCUAGUUUUCAUAAUUUCUAUGAUAUUCCAACAUGUAUUCAGAAUAUUAUUAUUAAUGAAAUGAGUUAA
Vicia villosa (hairy vetch) is the source of this 828-nucleotide messenger RNA. RefSeq lists its product as uncharacterized. The transcript has a single exon. NCBI's taxonomy places the organism in Eukaryota, Viridiplantae, Streptophyta, Magnoliopsida, Fabales, Fabaceae. Gene Ontology annotation, molecular function: nucleic acid binding; RNA-DNA hybrid ribonuclease activity. Bases 1 to 828 code for a protein of 275 amino acids. The record is from RefSeq and is a predicted model, not a curated record.